AUGGAAAAAAACAACAAAACAUCCUCAAACUUCUCAAUUUGUAGAAAAAUCCGUCAAGUACUUGCAACCAAUCUUUCUUUCAAAACCGUUCUUCAAAUGAAACAACAAAAUCAAGAACCUAAGCCACAACAAAUGAAGAUAGUUAACAUAGAAGGAGGAAGUGGAGGAGGAACAAUCCCUAUCACAUUUGAUUAUUCAAUGGUAAAUGGAAAUGCUUCUAAAAUUGCUUCGCCACAUGUUGGAAUAUUCGAAAGAAAAGGCGAGUUGGUUACUGAUCAGAAGUUGGCCCAGUCCGAAACAGUUAUCAGAGACGACCAACGUAAUAUAAAUACUAAGAAAAAGAUGAUAGGUGAGAAUUAUAAUGGGAAACCUUUGAAGGCUGGAUUGGUGAACUUGGAGAAACAAGGUAAGAAAUCAUUAGAUAUUAAUGAUGCUUUUGGUGAGCACAUUAAAAUUACUAAUAGUAGAAUUGGAAUUGUGCCCAACAUUGGUAAGGGACAGAAGAACCAUGUUAAAGAUGAGGGUAAUUCUUUUCACAAGAUGGAAAAUCUGAAUGACCGUUUUUCAGAUUUUAUUAAUGAAGCUAAGAAGAGAAUAAGCACAACAUAA
This is a messenger RNA of Vicia faba (fava bean), 609 nucleotides long. The record is from the annotation of a GenBank genome assembly. Lineage: Eukaryota; Viridiplantae; Streptophyta; Magnoliopsida; Fabales; Fabaceae.